Molecule: messenger RNA, 780 nt
Organism: Charadrius vociferus (killdeer)
Lineage: Eukaryota; Metazoa; Chordata; Aves; Charadriiformes; Charadriidae
Gene: SARNP
Product: SAP domain containing ribonucleoprotein
Exons: 11
Coding region: 1-642 (213 amino acids)
Biological process (GO): poly(A)+ mRNA export from nucleus
Cellular component (GO): nucleus
Source: RefSeq, a predicted model, not a curated record
AUGGCCUCGCACCCCCGGCCCCUCAGAGCCCAGCCCUCCUUCCCUCUGGCCGAGCUGAAGCAGGAGUGCCUGGCCCGCGGCCUGGAGGCGAAGGGCAACAAGCAGGAUCUGAUCAACCGCCUCCAGGCGUACCUGGAGGAGCACGCUGAAGAAGAAGCAAAUGAAGAAGAUGUUCUGGGAGAAGAAAUAGAGGAAGAAGAGCAGAAGCCGGUAGAGCCGCCUGUCAAAGUAGAAGAGCCUCCCGUAAAAUCGCCUGACGUGAUUACGGAAAAGAAGGUAGUGAAAAUAACAUCAGAAAUAUCACAGAUGGAGCGAAUGCAGAAGAGGGCCGAGCGCUUCAACGUGCCCGUGAGCCUGGAGAGCAAGAAGGCAGCGCGGGCGGCUCGGUUUGGUUUGGCCACAGUUUCGACUAAAGGCCUCUCUGCAGACAGCAAACCCACGGUAAACAUGGAUAAAUUAAAGGAAAGGGCUCAAAGAUUUGGGCUGAACGUCUCCUCGCUCUCCAAGAAGAGUGAAGAAGAUGAGAAACUGAAGAAGAGGAAGGAGCGGUUUGGCAUUGUAACGAGUUCAGCCGGAGCUGGAGCUACAGAGGACACAGAGGCAAAGAAGAGGAAAAGAGCAGAACGCUUUGGGAUCGUCUGAUGCCGGUCCUUUUUCGCUUCAGCCCAUUUGCAGUGUGCCUCUCGAGUGCGUGCAUACUCUUUCUCUCUCUUUCCCCCACUUUCUCUCACUCCCGCACUGUUUCUCUAGGUUUUAGUGAUGAGUAGACAGGGAAUCCCC